This is a messenger RNA of Microthlaspi erraticum, 879 nucleotides long. NCBI's taxonomy places the organism in Eukaryota, Viridiplantae, Streptophyta, Magnoliopsida, Brassicales, Brassicaceae. The record is from the annotation of a GenBank genome assembly.
AUGCCUCUCUUCGACACUCACAACACAUGGGCCUUUGUCUUUGGUUUGAUGGGAAACGUCAUCUCCUUCGCCGUGUUCCUCUCUCCUGUGCCAACGUUCUAUAGGGUUUGGAAGAAGAAGACAACAGAAGGGUUUCAGUCUCUUCCUUACGUGGUGGCGCUAUUCAGCGCGACACUUUGGCUUUACUACGCAACGCAGAAGAAAGAUGUUUUCCUCCUCGUCACCAUCAACGCCUUUGGCUGUUUCAUUGAAACCAUCUACAUCUCUAUCUUCCUUGCCUUCGCCCCCAAGAAAGCCCGGAUGUUGACAGUGAAGUUGCUACUUCUUAUGAACUUUGGAGGAUUCUGUCUGAUUCUCCUUCUUUGCCAAUUCCUGGUAAAAGGAACCACACGUGCAAAGAUCAUCGGAGGAAUCUGUGUCGGAUUCUCUGUUUGUGUUUUCGCUGCUCCUUUAAGCAUAAUCAGGACCGUUAUAAAGACAAGGAGUGUGGAGUACAUGCCCUUUAGCUUAUCCUUAACCCUCACAAUCAGUGCUGUGAUAUGGCUCCUUUAUGGUCUUGCUCUCAAGGACAUCUAUGUUGCUUUCCCUAAUGUGAUUGGUUUUGGUCUCGGUGCACUCCAAAUGAUACUCUACGUGAUCUACAAAUACUGUAAAACGCCGCCGCAUUUGGGAGAGAAAGAAGUAGAAGCUGCUAAGUUGCAUGAGGUGGUGAGCCUCGAUAUGCUGAAGCUGGGCACAGUAUCAUCCCCUGAGCCAGCGCCAAUCGCAGUCGUCCGUCAAGCGAACAAGUGUACCUGCGGAAAUGAUCGGAGGACUGAGACUGAAGAUGGACAAAACGCUCUAAACGGCAAGCAGUCCUCUUCUGCAGCAGCGACAUGA